UCCCCUUCCGUUUUGCUAUUUCACUUCGUUUCUCUCCGGUGUAGGACACGACCGGUCGACCUGUAUACCCGGGACUCUUUUGGACGUUUAUAAAUUACAUGUACCAAAGUCUUACACAUUAAAAAUCAAAGAAAAUAAUUCCACUUAAAACUUUUUUUUUAAUGUGACUUUGUUGACAACUACAGUACACCUCGGAGAUUGGGAAAACUUCAAGAAAGACAACAACAAGGAAGAGUAGCUCCAUCAACAACGGCGGUAGCUCCCAUUUUCAUUUCUCGCUCCUCUUGGACCCCCACACGGUGAUGGAUUACAUGGACAGCGGGCUGAGAUACACCCCCACCCAGUUCAGGUUGCCUGAAGAUUAGCUCCAGCACUCCCGUAACCCUCCUGAGGACAUGGCUCAGAAAAUGGAUGGAUACAUCCAAAGAAAGAAAUUAAGAUGAUAAAGAAUGGGACACUAAUGUUCAGUUCCUGCCAGCAUCAGACAACAAGAAGCUGGAGAAGAAGAAAGGUCCUGGGAAGGUGGGCGCCGUGGUUGGAGUGCUGAUCUUGUGCGCUGUCAUAGCACUGAUGGCCGGCCUGCUGAUCUGGCAUUUCCACUUCCGUGAAGAUGUGCGUGUCAAGAAGCUGUACAGUGGCUCCAUGCGAAUCACCAACCAGGUUUUUGAGGAUGCCUAUGAGAACGCCAACAGCUCUGAGUUCAAGGCGCUGGCAAAGCAGGUCAAGAUGCAGCUUAAAACACUCUACAGCAAGAGUCCACAGCUGGCCAAAUACUACGUCGGCUCGACAGUUCAGGCUUUUAGUGAGGGAAGCGUUAUUGCUUACUACAUCUCAGAGUUCAACGUUCCGACCGGCCAGGAGGCAGCAGUGGAUUAUGCCAUGUCCACCAUGGACAAACUAGUUGACAAAGAGCAGCGCAGCAUUUACAGGCCUGGCAAUUCUCUGCUUCUGGAAGACGUUGUCUCCUCUGAACUUGAUUCACGAUUGUUUUCAACGGAAUUCAGCAGAUUCUUGAGGUUUUCUGAGCACACAAGGACCAACCACAUUGGCCAGAUCAGGUCCCCUGGCUUCCCCGACAGCCCUUACCCACCCAACAGCUUUAUCCAGUGGCAGCUGCGGGCCGACCCCAACCACAUCAUCAAGCUAGACUUCGACACGAUGAAUCUGGAGGAGAACUGCGACAACGACUUUAUCAAGAUCUAUGACUCCCUGGUGGCCAUCGAGGCCAGGGUCGUGCAGGAGAUGUGCGGAUACUACUCACCCAGCGAGCCCCUGACAUUUCUGUCCUCUGGCAAUGUGAUGCUGGUCACCAUGGCGACCAACCAAGUGAAGAACUACCCCGGCUUCCGAGCACAAGUGUCGCAGGUGCGACGCGGCAGCACUAGUACAAUGUGCGGUGGCCAGCUGACAGGUGACACAGGCCGUUUCACUUCUCCUAACUUUCCAAAUUACUACCCUCCUCGGACCUCCUGCAAGUGGACCAUCAAGGUCCCUGACAGAAAAUCGGUGAAAGUGACAUUCAAAAAGUUCCUCAUAUCUGAACCAGGCCAGGGCGGAAGCAAGGGCUGCCGCAAGGACUACGUGGAGAUCAACAGAAAGAAAUUUUGCGGCGAUCAUCCCGACAACUCUGUCGUGGAAACUAGCAGCACCAAUGAAAUGACCAUUCAGUUUUUCUCUGACGGAUCCCAUGUGGACCUAGGCUUUGAGGCGACAUAUGAGGCAGUCGACAUUGCCGACCCUUGCCCCAAGAAGUUCCGGUGUAAGAACCAGCGCUGCAUCAAGCCUGAUCUCAAGUGUGACGGCUGGAACGACUGUGGCGACAUGAGCGACGAGCUGAACUGCAAGUGCAACUCCACCUACAUACAUUGUGCAAACGGGUUGUGCAAGCCCAUGUUCUGGAAAUGUGAUGGUGUAGACGACUGCGGUGAUGCCACAGAUGAGCAGAACUGCGGCACUUGUUCCACUGGACAGUUCACCUGCAAGAAUGGCAAAUGCGUCUCGGAGAAGGGUUGUUGCGACGGGAGAGACGACUGUGGCGAUGGUUCGGAUGAGCUUGACUGUGGACGAGGUGCUGGUUCUGUGUCAUGCACUGACCACACAUUCAAAUGCAAAAACAACAAAUGCAUCAGCAAAGUCAACCCUGAAUGUGACGGUACCAAAGAUUGUGAGGAUGGCUCGGAUGAGGACAACUGUGAUUGUGGCCGGAGCAAGUUCAAGACCUCACGUAUCGUUGGGGGUCAGGACGCAGAGGCAGGCGAGUUCCCAUGGCAAGUCAGCCUGCACGCCAAGCCUUACGGACACGUUUGCGGUGCCAGCCUCAUCGCUCCACUCUGGCUUGUCACCGCCGCUCAUUGUGUCCAGGACAACGGAAAGGACAGGUUUUCCCAGCCCAGUACUUGGGAGGCAUAUAUGGGCCUGCAUACACAGCGCAACAUAGGCAGCAUGGUUGUAAAAAGGAACUUGAAGAGGAUCAUUCCGCACCCAAAUUACAAUGACUACACCUUUGACAACGACAUCGCCCUGAUGGAGCUGGACAGACCCGUCAUGUACAGCGACUACAUCCAGCCUAUCUGCCUCCCUGCUGCGACGCACAAAUUCACCGUCGGGACCACUGUCUGGAUCACUGGCUGGGGUGCCACUCGGGAGGGAGGAUUUGCAGCGACCGUGUUGCAAAAAGCUCAGGUGCGCAUUAUCAACUACAGUGUGUGUGACAAGUUGAUGGGCGGUCAGCUGACAACCAGGAUGAUGUGUGCCGGUGUUCUGAGUGGAGGAGUCGACGCUUGUCAGGGGGACUCUGGUGGGCCACUCUCCAUUCCAUCCGGCAACCGCAUGUUCCUGGGCGGCGUGGUCAGCUGGGGCGACGGCUGUGCCCGCCGGAACAAGCCGGGCAUCUACACAACGGUCACCAAAUUCCGUGGCUGGAUCAAAGAGAAGACUGGUGUGUAGAACAAAAUGGCUGUACGGGGGGCCAUGGACAAAAAGAUGGACAGAGACACACAGUUACUGCCAUGUGGAUUGUUAACUUCCCAGAAGAACCACCACCACGUGUCGCCUUGAAGAGCAAGUGCAGUGCUGUUCCGUGUCCACUGUGAUUUUAUUCUCGUCAGCUUGAUAAAUUGUAAAUAUUUUAUUUCUUGUUUUCUUUUGUUUUAGCAUGUUUGGAUUGAGAGUGCACACACACACACGAACAGGUUUUCACGAGAUUAAACCACAAAAUCUUUUAUUUUAA
This is a messenger RNA of Syngnathoides biaculeatus (alligator pipefish), 3229 nucleotides long. It is a transcript of the gene st14a, whose product is annotated as ST14 transmembrane serine protease matriptase a. NCBI's taxonomy places the organism in Eukaryota, Metazoa, Chordata, Actinopteri, Syngnathiformes, Syngnathidae. The coding region runs from base 571 to 2946 and encodes 791 amino acids. The record is from RefSeq and is a predicted model, not a curated record. Gene Ontology annotation, biological process: proteolysis; complement activation; acrosome reaction. The transcript has 20 exons. Gene Ontology annotation, cellular component: membrane; extracellular region. Gene Ontology annotation, molecular function: serine-type endopeptidase activity; protein binding.